This is a messenger RNA of Abrus precatorius (Indian licorice), 549 nucleotides long. RefSeq lists its product as uncharacterized. The coding region runs from base 2 to 529 and encodes 175 amino acids. The transcript has a single exon. NCBI's taxonomy places the organism in Eukaryota, Viridiplantae, Streptophyta, Magnoliopsida, Fabales, Fabaceae. The record is from RefSeq and is a predicted model, not a curated record.
GAUGGGGAACAGCACUUCUUGUUCUUGUGUCUCAAGUGUUAGUAUUGAGAAUAGUUUGAAGAAGAGUGGAAAGGGUACUAAAACCGCGAUACUGUUGGACACCAGUGGGAACAUUCGGGAAAUCAAGCUACCCGCGAAAUCCGCUGAGCUAAUGAUCGAACAAAUGGGCCACGUCAUUACUCCGGUGGACGAACUCCGGAGAACAGGACGCGUUUCGGCCUUACGCGCCGAUGAGGAGCUUGGGGCGGGGAAAGUUUACUUGCUGUUGCCGGUGACUAGGGUCCAUUACAAGGCUACAGAAUUUGAGAUGGCGAUUGCGGAGAAACAGAGUGGCCAUAGAAAGAGCGUGAGUGGGAAUAACGUCGCAAAGGUUUCACAGUCACUUGUAAGGGAAAGGGACGGAGAAAACGAGGUUGUCGUUUUCCCUGCAUGUACUCCAAGGCCCAGGAACAAGGCACGAUGGAAUCCCGUUUUGGAUACAAUUUCUGAAUCUUCUUCGUGUGUCAAGGAAUUUACCCCACAAUUAUAAUCUUAAAAUCGUCUUCAUUA